Halichondria panicea is the source of this 2100-nucleotide messenger RNA. RefSeq names its product very long-chain specific acyl-CoA dehydrogenase, mitochondrial-like. The transcript is spliced from 16 exons. The record is from RefSeq and is a predicted model, not a curated record. Lineage: Eukaryota; Metazoa; Porifera; Demospongiae; Suberitida; Halichondriidae. Gene Ontology annotation, molecular function: flavin adenine dinucleotide binding; fatty-acyl-CoA binding; very-long-chain fatty acyl-CoA dehydrogenase activity. Bases 110 to 1987 code for a protein of 625 amino acids.
ACUUCCUGUAAGCAUAAUCUAUGGUAAUGAUCUACAACAAGGUGUUCUCUAGCUAGCUCUCUCCGCCAGAAUUUUUGAGGUGGAUCUAGAACUAGAAGAGGCCUUCAACAUGAGUCACUGUGUGAGGUUAUCGAAGCAGCUACUUCGAGUACCUACAAGGUACUGGCGAUCGGCCACACUCUCCCAGCUGUCUGAUGGGCAGGGGUGGUCCAGAUCCUACAGCAGUCAGAGCAACAAUUCAUUCGUUAUGAACAGCUUUGCGGGGAAGUUUGAAACGGCAGAACUGUUCCCAUACCCUGAUGUAUUGACAGACGAACAAAGACAAAAUGCUAGCAUGUUUGUUGACCCUGUCACAAAGUUUUUUGAGGAAACCAAUGACCCAGCUCGCAAUGACCGCGAGGAGCGUGUCCCCCCAGAGAUAAUGGAUCAGCUGAAAGAGAUGGGAGCUUUUGGGCUACAGGUUCCCGCAGAGCUCAGUGGAGUGGGCCUCACCAACACACAGUAUGCUCGUAUGGUGGAGAUUGUCGGUGGACAUGAUCUGGGCAUUGGUAUUUGCCUAGGGGCACACCAGUCUAUUGGAUUCAAAGGCAUUCUGUUGUAUGGUACUGAAGAACAGAAGGCAAAGUAUCUGCCUGAUGUGGCCACUGGGAAGAAGAUUGCUGCGUUCUGUCUCACCGAGCCCAGCAGUGGGUCAGAUGCUAGUUCAAUACAGAGCAGAGCUGUCCUGAGCGAGGAUGGAAAACACUACAUUCUGAAUGGUUCCAAGAUAUGGAUCAGCAAUGGUGGAAUAGCAGAGAUAUUCACAGUGUUUGCUCAGACUUCCAUCAAGGACCCUAAGACGGGGGCAGUGAAGGACAAGAUAUCGGCCUUCGUUGUGGAGCGAGCGUUUGGAGGAGUCAGCAGCGGAAAGCCAGAAAAGAAGAUGGGAAUCAAGGCCUCCAAUACAGCAGAGGUCUACUUUGAAGAUGUCAAGAUUCCUGUGGAAAAUCUGCUGGGUGAGGAGGGAGAAGGAUUCAAAGUGUCUAUGAACAUUCUCAACAAUGGCCGCUUUGGAAUGGCUGCUGCUCUGUCUGGCACUAUGAAGAAACUUAUUGAGAAAGCUGUAGACCAUGCUUCUACAAGAGUGCAGUUUGGGAGCAAGCUGGAAACAUAUGGGCAGGUGCAGGAGAAAAUCGCCAGAAUGGCACUACUUCAGUACGUCACAGAGUCUACUGCAUACAUGCUGAGUGGCAAUAUGGAUACUGGAUCCACUGAGUACCAACUGGAGGCUGCCAUCAGCAAGAUAUUCUCAUCCGAGGCGGCUUGGGAGGUCGCUGACGAGUGUAUACAACUGUAUGGUGGGAUGGGCUUCAUGACUGAAGCUGGUUUGGAGAGGGUGCUCCGUGAUCUCCGUAUCUUCAGAAUCUUUGAGGGUAGUAACGACAUCCUCAGACUGUUUGUGUCAUUGACUGGACUGCAGUAUGGUGGGAAACAACUAAAAGAAUUGGAGAAGGACAUGAAGAGCCUGAACCUUGGGGUCAUUUUCUCUGAGGGUACUAAGAGAGCUAUGAGGAUGGUCGGGGCUAAAUCAACUCCAUCCGUGAAGAAAGGCGACAUUCACCCAGACCUUUCUGGUCCUGCUAGUCAGUUGAGUCAAGCUGUUGGGGAUUUUGGAGCCACUUGUGAAGCCGUGCUCCUAAAGUACAGAAAGCAUGUCAUCCAUGAGCAGUACGUCCUAAAGAGGUUGGCUGAUGCCAUCAUCGACAUCUAUGGCAUGGCUGCUGUCAUCUCAAGGGCCUCCAAGAGCCUCAGUGACGAUGUAUCGAGCAGCUCCCACGAGAAGCAGUUGACCGUGGUGUGGUGUGAUCAGGCCUCGGAGAGAGUGGAGCGUCUUCUCAAGUCAAUUACCAGCACUAGCUCUCUCAAGACAGAUGCGUCGAUGUCCGCCAUUGCUAAAGAGGUCAUCAGCAAUAGAGCCACUGUACCAGUGCAUCCUCUUCGCGUCUGAACUAUAUAGACUGACUCAAUAGCUGAAUAUCUAAAUUAUGUGCAUGCCAUCACAUCAAGUUAACUUCAAUUACAAAUAUGCUGAAUCUCGAUGACCAUUAUUUAAAAAUUCAA